AUGGCUGAAGAAGCUGCUUCUACUAGCGAAUCUGUGACAGAAAAUAAUACUGAGACCAUUCCUGAGACCAAUGUCGAAGUCGGUGAAAAGGUUUCAGAAGAUGUCAUUACUGAGGAGGAAAAAGUUCAAGAAGAAGCCGGUCAUAAAGUUUUUGUUGGAAAUUUAUCUUUUCAAACUUCUGAACAACAAUUAGCCGAUUUUUUUGGUAAAACCGGCAAAGUUCUUAAGGCCAAUAUUAUUAGUCGUGGUAAUCGUUCACUUGGUUAUGGGUUUGUUGCACUUGAAACUAAAGAAGAUGCCAACAAAGUUGUUGACGAACUUAACAGACAAGAAUUAGAUGGUCGUCAAAUUAAUGUUGAAAUGGCUAAACCUAAAUCUGAAAAUGCAUCCGGUAAUAACUCUGGUAAAUCAUAUUAUAACAGUUAUCGUGGUGGACGCGCAGCUGUUACAUCUGAAGAUGCUCCAGCUCUAAAUGGUACUCGUAAACCUCGUGCAAGUAGAAAUACUGAACCAUCUAAAACCGAUGUAUUUGUUGCCAACUUACCCUUUUCUGUUACGGAUGAAAGUUUGAAAGAAAUUUUCAAUGCUUAUGAUGUUAAAAGUGCUCAUGUGGUUCAAUAUCGUGGACAAUCAAAAGGCUUUGGAUUUGUUGAAUUGGCUUCUGAAGAAGAACAGUCUAAAGUUAUUGAAGCAUCUAGAACUUUUAAAUCUGACGGAAGAGAAUUGGUUGUUAGAAUCGCUAUGAGUAAUCAACAUGUUCAAAAUGAAGAAGACACUACUGAAAAAAACGAAAGUAGCUAUAACCCCAGUGGACAUCCGAGAGUUAAUUUUCUGAUUUUUGAUGGUUCUCUUAAUAAUAAUCAUCUUUCACAAAUAACAGAGAUGAUUUGGUUGUAUGCAUCACCAUUGAACACGUAUUCUAUGUGUUGGAAUUUUCCCGAUGAACUAACUACUUCAUCCAUUUCUUGA
Molecule: messenger RNA, 969 nt
Organism: Entrophospora candida
Lineage: Eukaryota; Fungi; Glomeromycota; Glomeromycetes; Entrophosporales; Entrophosporaceae
Source: the annotation of a GenBank genome assembly